GGAAAGAUGCUAAGCAUCUGAGGUUCGAAAUCUACUAAACUCAAAUUUAACCCGUUUGUGUGGUCAGACGACAUGGAUAUCUGAUUUCCAUUGCUAAAAAGAUGUUAAUAUAUUCAUAUUUUACAUCAUAUUUUGCAUUUGUAUAAGAUUGCAUCAUUGCUCUCUCACCAAAUUUCGGCCAAAAAGCUGCCGGAAGAUCAAUCUGAAGCCGGUGUGAGAGAGUCUUGGGUGACCGAUCUUGUUUAUGAUCCUCGUGAUUUGGUUUCUGCCACUUAGUAAAACAUACAUGCUUCUUCUUUUCUUUUGGAUCUCUUCAUCAACAAGCACCUCAUGUCAAACAUUUGUAUCACCAAGAUUAUUUAGUCUUUUCUUUUUGAUUAAUUGGGGUAUCACAUGCUUAUAAAAGGUUCAAACUAAUUUUGAAAAAAGUGCAGUUCAUGAAGACUUUUUCUUCAAGUUAUAAAUGGGACGAAAGUAUAUUCUUUUUCUUGUAGUUUUUCUUAGUUGUGUAUAUGCAAAAAUUUAAAUAAUUCCAGCAAAUGUUGACAUUGAUUGGCAAACGUAGAUGUUCUAUUACAAAAUACACGUCUAAUCACCACGCGCAUGUGAAACAGGUUCAAGAACAGACAUAGUCGAAAGCAGAUGUCCUCAUGAUAUUGCAUCUUCUCGAGAGUAACUUUUAUUUUAUGUUGUGUAAAAGAACUUCGAAGAGGAUGAAUGACUUUUCUUUUUACGGUUUGGUGUUUAGACACAUUUUGGCUUCUCUUAAAAAACCUGAAUGAUUCUGAGAUCAAUGACGUGAGGAACAAGUGAGAUAAAGGAGUUCAGAUCAUGUUAUUGGACUUGCAUGAAACUCUUAAGAGGGGGUUUUCAAGAUUUGAGAUAUCCAUAUAAUAUUUAUUAUUUAUUUCAUAUUUGAUUGUUUUUGAAAACUUGGUAUAAAAGAUUAAAAUGGUCACUGGAAUCCACAAAAGAGUAAUAAUAAUAGUACUUUCGCGACAAACUUAAUGCAUACAAGGAUCAAGAACUUGACCAAGGAACAUAACCAGGCCGCUUCUAUAUUCUUUGACAAGGAAGAGAAAGGGAUGGUCAGCCACGAAGUCGUACUUCUUUCGCGGUUGGAAACAACCGCCAAAACAAGAUAUACUGGUAGCAGCUGCAGCUUUCGUUCCCGCUUCAUCGACCUCAAUGUAAGCCUUGUGGACAAUCUUCUCCAACGGCGUCUUCAAACCCAAACCCUGGAGAGCCUUCGAGACAUCAAAAUCGAGAUCUUUAAAAGAAGUCUCGACAGAGAGAGACUUGUCGAUCCAGACUCCAUUAGCUGCCGAGAUCGUUGGACCGCCACUCGCGGUGCUGUCGGCGAGGAUGUCUGUUACUAUCUUGGAAGACACGGUAUUGAGCUCUUGGGUCGAAGAAGCUUGUAGCAAAGAGAGAAUAUGAUCUGCGGUGGAACCGCCUGACUUGGCGGCGAGGAAGCUGAGGACGACAUUGAUUGACGCCGGCGAAAACACGAGGUUGGAGGUUUUCGCGGCGGGGGUGGUGGCGAUCACGUGAUUAGCCACUCUAAGAGCAAGCUCAUUUUGCUUCCCUACUGAUUUUCGGAGGUCUAUAUUUUAAGGCGCGGUGAGACGGUGAAUAUGAAAGCCAAAGAUGUGAGAUUAGGUAAAAAGAUUUAUCCCCACAAUCUUAUUUAUAGAGCUUCUAAUAUGAAAAAUUCCAAAUUCCAAAUAUUUUACUUAAAACUAAAAAAAAGGAAAAGUAUUUUUUGAAAAAGGGAAAAUCUUAAAUAAAAGGUCACUUCCUUUCAAUUUCAAUUUAAAUCCUAUAUUUUAAAAUUUUAACAUAUACUAAAAACUAGACUUUAGACUUGAAAUCCAAAUCCUAAACCUUAAAUUCAGAAAAUUGAAUUCUAAACUGGAAAUAAAAAUCCCAAAGUAGUGUAUUUUAUUUAGUCUAUUGUUAAUCAAGAUUUUGUUAUUAAUUAUCCUAAUGAAUAAAAUAAUGAAGUUAAUUGGAUUUGACCACGUGACAGGUAAAAGAUUCCUUAUAAUUUUUCUGAAUUAAUUAUUGUAAACGCAAUCAAGAAAAAGAAUACGACAGAACAGUGUCAGACGUAAGUUUAAAACUCUCUCUAAAUUAUGAUUUAAGAUACGUUAAGUAACCCCAACUACUCGUUUGAUGUGUAGCUUUCGCGAUGUGAAUCUAAUGAAUACUUUAUUCUAUAAAUUUUAAUAUAGCUGAACCAGAAAACAUGGCAAUUUUUAUAAAGCCAAUAAUGGGAUUAUUUCAUUUUUAUGAGAUCAUCAAUAAUAUGAAUUUUCAAGACAAAGAAAAGUUGGAGGAACACUACAAAGAAGGCAUAACCAAGAAUCUGUUGAAGCCAAGCAAAGCUUAAAGAGCUAAGGGCAUCCCCAUUGAGAGUUCAAUGGGGGAGUUCACACGGUUUUCGAAAAAAAAAAAAUAUUAAAAUAAGUAAAAGUUGUGAACCUGUCUCUUGCAAGUUCACUGCAGUGAACCCGGGUCAACACUGUAGCGUGGAUCCCACGGCACGUGACGGCUCGCGAUUGGUCCGAUUAAUUUUUUUUUAAAAAAAAAAAAAAAUAAAAUAAAAUUCAAACAGAAAAAAAUAAUAAUAAAAAAAUGCUUUGUGAACCCCUCCCAUGGGGUUCACUGAUGUACAUGGCCUAAGAGAGCAUUUAUCAUCAGCACGGUUCAAUAUUCUUGAGACUUAAAGAAGUUAGCUUUGUGGCUGCUUUUGUUUAUUCUGCUUGGUGCUUUGGAGAAUCUUAUACUCUUGGCACAAGUUUCUUUACUAUACUGUUUCCUUUUCAAUAUUUCAGAGAAAAAAACAAGUCCAAAGCUUCAAGAUCAAGAAGGAAUCAUCUUUACAAAUUCAGUACCAUGGUUGGUAUUUUCUCCAGAUUUUCUGCUGGUAGAAGCGGCCAUAGAAGAACACAAAGUGCCAUCGAUAUGAGGGAAGCAUUGCCAUCAAGUACUACUGAACUUGUUGGUUCAACUCAUGGGAUCGAAGUAGCAACAGAGUUUAAACCGGUGGAACACCCUAUCGAGCCCAUGGACAUUGAUCAACCGAUCCAAUGUCCACUCCCCGAGCCAUCCAUUCUCAAUGAUGGGAGAAUAUGGAAAGAGAGAGUGUCGGCGUCCAUGAGGAGACGAGGCGACUUGGACAUUGCUCAAGAUGGAACGGAUGUAGUAGAAUCUGUUGGAACCAGCUCAUGUGGUCCCACAGAACCUGAUGGCUUUAUGACAAAACCAUCGGUAACUAGCCAAUGCAAUCCCAAGCGUCGAUUCUUGCCUUCGCUCAGUGCACCGGAACGUCACAUGCUUAAUCUACUAGAAGAAUGCAAAGCAUCCGGUACUAUCUAAGAACCAAUGCUGGUCUGGUCUACGCUCUUUUUUAUUCUGUGUAAGAACAAAAACCAAAUCAUAUUGAAUGUUAACACUGUAUCUUGCGUCACAAGCUACACAAGUUUCCUUCAUUUCCAAGUUACCUUACCUGUGUUAAA
Brassica rapa (field mustard) is the source of this 3524-nucleotide messenger RNA. RefSeq lists its product as uncharacterized. The record is from RefSeq and is a predicted model, not a curated record. NCBI's taxonomy places the organism in Eukaryota, Viridiplantae, Streptophyta, Magnoliopsida, Brassicales, Brassicaceae.